GAAGGUUCACUCAAAAUUGUGGACCGUGUAAAGAGUAUAUUCAAAUUAGCGCAAGGUGAAUAUAUUGCACCUGAAAAAAUAGAAAUGGCUUAUCAAACUUGCAAAUUAAUAAGUCAAAUAUUUGUGGAUGGUAACAGUCAAAAAAAUUACCCAGUUGCGAUAGUAGUUCCAGAUUUUACUGAAUUGCGUUCCGCUUUAAGCAAUAGUAAGGUACUGCAGCAUCAUAAAAAGCUUUUGGAUUCUGAACUUUGUCGAAAUGAAACUGUUAAUAAAUUCGUUUUGGAGAAAAUGAAUACUAUAGCGACACUAAAACUGUUGAAGGGUUUUGAAAAG
This is a messenger RNA of Schistosoma intercalatum, 333 nucleotides long. Lineage: Eukaryota; Metazoa; Platyhelminthes; Trematoda; Strigeidida; Schistosomatidae. The record is from the annotation of a GenBank genome assembly.